CUUGCUGAAAAAGCGAUGGGGUGGAGGGGACACGGGGAGACGCUAACAGGAGGGAGGGGACCUCCCAGUCGCACGAUUGGCAGCGACGCCCCCCCCCCCCCGCCCCAUAUCCCGCCCCCGCCCCGCCCCCGCCACCAUCUGCUCGGGAUUUGCUAUCCCGAGACUCCAGGCUCGGGGGCUCGGGCUCCAGGGGCAGCCGAUCGGGUCUGUUCAGGGCCCUGGAGCUGCGGUAGAAUCCGACGCCCUUCCAACCUGCUGCGCCUCCUGCAGCGACUCCCUGCGUUCCCGCGUCCCAGCCCGGGGCUGGGCGCUGAUGGAACCGCGGCGAUGUUCACUCUGGCCAGGCUGCUGGAUUUCCAGAAAACCAAAUACGCAAGGUUUAUGAAUGACCGAGUCCCGGCACACAAGAGGUACCAGCCCACAGAGUAUGAACACGCAGCCAACUGUGCUACCCAUGCUUUCUGGAUCAUUCCCAGCAUCCUUGGCAGCUCCAACCUCUACUUCCUGUCGGACGAUGACUGGGAAACCAUAUCUGCCUGGAUCUACGGCCUUGGCCUCUGUGGCCUCUUUGUAGUAUCCACCAUUUUCCACACAGUCUCCUGGAAGAAGAGCCACCUCAGGAUGGUAGAACACUGCCUGCACAUGAUCGACCGGAUGGUCAUUUACUUCUUCAUCGCGGCUUCCUAUGCUCCUUGGCUGAACCUCCGGGAGCUGGGCCCCUGGGCCUCCCACAUGCGCUGGCUGGUCUGGAUCAUGGCCUCCACUGGUACUAUCUAUGUCUUUUUCUUCCAUGAACGGUACAAGCUUGUGGAGCUGCUCUGCUAUGUGGUGAUGGGAUUUUUCCCUGCCUUGGUCAUCCUCUCCAUGCCCAACACUGAGGGCAUCUGGGAGCUGAUGACAGGAGGGGUCUUCUACUGCUUGGGUAUGGUGUUCUUCAAGAGUGACGGGAGGAUUCCCUUUGCCCAUGCCAUCUGGCACCUCUUUGUGGCAUUUGGUGCUGGUACCCACUACUAUGCCAUCUGGAGGUACCUCUACCUGCCCAGCACACUGCAGACCAAGGUGUCCAAAUGAAAUGACCCAGACUCCAUGGGUCAUUUAGACUUUGGGAUCAAAGCAUCUUGGGAAGUGAACUGAGAACUCUAACCCAGAGCAUAGUGCCAAGGUCUGCCUGCCUUUUCCUGGAUGGAAUUCUUUAAGGGUCUAAGGUCCCUUUCACUGACAGCCAGACCACCUUUUGAGUCUCCAGCAAGGAAGAAAACAUUUAGUCGUCUCUAUGGAGAAGAAAUUAAUUCAGUACUGUAUUUCUACUUUAGACAAAUGACUUUUUUUUUUUUUUACUAUAACCAAUAUUAACAUCUUCAGAAAAGGGCAAAAUUGGGAAUGAGCAUUUGAGAAGCAAUUUUUAAGGUCCUGAGAAUCUCCCUUUCUGCUGCAGGGGAAAACCACCUAGCAUUAUAGAUGACAGAUGGGGAAUAUCCCUGACCAUUUCGGACAUCACCAAUCAAUUGCAGAAUUUGCAUAGUGGUAGGUAGAAUUCAACAUAGUGCCCCAUGCAGACAUUACUAAUUGAUUCUGUGCUCAUGAUGGAACUUCUUGGCUGGCCUGGUAUGUUAAGAGACAAGAUCACAGCAGAGCCAUUAGAAACCACUGUAUGGAGGAGCAUGCUUAUCUCUGGACACAAUUACCUUCUAUUCCCUCCUGCCCACCUUCAAGGAAACAUUGGUGUGGGAUGUUUGGAGGCAGUGCAGGGAAACCAAGGCAUACAUUCCAAGCAGCUGCUGACACUCCGGUCCACCAUGGCUGGUCCUUGGUACUGGAGGAACUGAGAGCUGGGAUGAGGAUGCUGCUACUUAGCUAUUUCUUCUCAUCUCACAGAAUCCAGAGAAAUGAUGAAGCUGCAUUCAGCAGGUUUUUUCCCCCCUUGGUUUUCUGAGAUGGCUUCCAGAGGUCCCUCUGAUGGGCCCACGAGCAGGGUCUUCAACUAUCAGAAUUAUGGAAUGUCUACAUCCCCAACCUCUGAGGUGACAUGUCAGCUAAGAACAUGGCUGUCAGGGGCCUAUCCUCAGCCACCUCUACUCCUGGGCUAGCCUUGUCAUAAGAUGCCACCUGGACACUGGCUGAGUUUUGGAGCUGCGGGCCAUGCUCCUGACCUGAGCUGACAACUCAGAAUCUCUGGAAGAGGCUACUGGAAAUCCAAGGUCUUAUUCAACAACUUCCGGCCAGAUGGGUGUGGGCGAGGGUGGGCCUAGACAGGGUGCCUUAUACUUUGUUCUAGCACAUUCCAAGGUAUUUCAGGGCUUCCUCACCUGGAAUCCCAUAUGUCAAAGCCAGUAUUAAAUCAAGUUUAUGCAUUCCUCAGAAA
This is a messenger RNA of Peromyscus maniculatus bairdii (prairie deer mouse), 2362 nucleotides long. It is a transcript of the gene Mmd2, whose product is annotated as monocyte to macrophage differentiation associated 2. Gene Ontology annotation, cellular component: membrane. NCBI's taxonomy places the organism in Eukaryota, Metazoa, Chordata, Mammalia, Rodentia, Cricetidae. Gene Ontology annotation, molecular function: pore-forming activity. The record is from RefSeq and is a predicted model, not a curated record.